AUGACGUCUAAAUUCUCCUCCUCGAACAACGCCGUUCGACGCAUCUCUCAAGAGGUGAAAGAAUUCCUCGAGAGCGAAAGGCAGAUGGAAGAUGGAACCGACGACGACCAACAACAGGAGAAGGACGGGUCGAUGAUGGUGGAUAACAACGCGUUUGCCACGUGGGCGGAACCGCUGGAGGACGAUAUUUUUGAGUGGCACUUUGCGAUAUACGGCGCGGAAGGUACGCGAGAGAGGAGAGAUGCUCUUCGUUGUCGUCUGUUUGUUCUUCGUGUUUGUGUGUUUGUGCUUCUUUCUCUCUCUGUUGUCUUUCGCUGUGUUGGCGGUUACGCGCCGAAUACUCACAUGCAAUCUCUCUCUCUCUCUCUUCCCCCGCCCCAUAAUCAAAUAACAGGCACUGCGUUUGAAGGCGGCAUAUACCACGGUCGCAUUUUACUCCCGGUGGAGUACCCGUUCAAACCGCCAAACUUUAUGCUCUUGACGCCAAACGGCAGAUUCGAAACGUUGACGAAAAUCUGUUUGUCGAUUACGUCGUACCACGCGGAACAUUGGCAACCGAGUUGGUCGGUGAGGACGGCGUUGACGGCGAUUCGAGCGUUUAUGGUGACACCGAGCGAAGGCGCGUUAGGUGGGAUUGAUUUUAGUGAAGAGCAAAGGAGAGAACUCGCGGAGAAGAGUCGAGCGAAGGAGGUUAAUUUUACCUUUGGGAGCGAAAAGAGAAGAGAAGUCACGAGACUGGUACACGAGAAAAUGUUAGGACGAAUGGGAAAAGCGAAACAAGCGGCGAGGAAGAUGGCGAUGGAGAAAAGAGAAAGGGAAGAAAAAGAUGCUCGGGAGAGGAGUGAUGGUGGGAACGGAACGAACGCCGAGGCGCCGACGACAUCCACGGCUACGCUAGAACAACAACAACAACAACAACAACAACAACAAACACCAUCACCUGCUCCUUCGCCUCGAAACGCCGCCAAUAACGAGAACAACGAGAACGACGACGAUGUACAAAGACAAAGAAAUAGUAGAACAACGCAAACAACCACGCGCGGCAUCGAGCGGAGACCCGCCUCGCCAGAACAACAACAACAACAACAACAACAACAACAACGACAACAAAGAGACCCCGAUCAUCGGACUUCAGCUAUAAAACUUCUCGACUCCAUCUCCGUGUGCUUAAUCGUCGCCAUCGUCGCCAUCUUGUUGAAGAGGUGCAUGUGGAUACCUCCUUCGUUGUGA
Molecule: messenger RNA, 1230 nt
Organism: Bathycoccus prasinos
Lineage: Eukaryota; Viridiplantae; Chlorophyta; Mamiellophyceae; Mamiellales; Bathycoccaceae
Exons: 1
Coding region: 1-1230 (409 amino acids)
Source: RefSeq, a predicted model, not a curated record